AUGGAUCCUCCGCCUCAAGGUGAACCGCAUGUUAGAAUCCACAAACGAGAAAUCAUUGGGACUCGUCUGCUUCAAAGAGAGACAAAUGGAUGCAAUGGUCGGAAUAUUCCUCAAGUUCCCCUAGCUUUCAUCGCACCUUGUGUUAUUACUACCCUAACUCUUGGAAUGGUCUACAUGGAGACUCCUUGCGAGCCAAGCAAUGGUACUUCCGCUGGGACUGUCGUUUCAAUUAUUCGUGACCACGCUAUUAUUGUCAGUGCGCCUCACCCAGAUAACUUCCAAUUGGCUGUCAUGAACAUUGACGAAGGCAUGAAGAUCAUUGAGAAUCCUCUUUACCGUUAUGUACGUCUCGUUGUUAAUUUAAUCGCCGUUUGGACUUUCAAGCCAAUAUUCCCAGCAGAGAAUCCAACGUUGACAUCUCAAGACGCCACAAUUAUCAUACCCUCUCUGCUGGGCUACGGAGAUGAACUAAAAGUGACCCUCCGAUCCGUCCUUAUUAACGAGCCGUUCCAAAUUAUUCUCGUAACAAUUGAUAGCAAUAGGGGGAGCGCAGAGAAAAUGCUUAGGACAAUGCCCGCAUCAAAAACUCGGAUCCAACUGCUUAGCAUCCCAAAACCAAACAAAAGACGCCAAAUGGUGCGUGCUAUUCCCGAGGUCCAAACUAAGAUUACGGUAUUCGUGGAUGAUGAUGUUAGCUGGCCACCAAGGGAGCUGGCAUGGCUAUUGGCUGUUUUUGAAAAGGACCCUAUCUAUGGAGGAGUAGCUACAUGCCAGAGGCUAAAGGAAUCAGACUCAUCACUGUUCUCCAUAAAGCGGGUGUGGGACUUCCUAGGGGCAUUGUACCUGGAGCGUAGGAAUUUCGAUUGUGCUGCGACAACGCAUGUGGACGGAGGCAUGCCCUGCCUCUCUGGACGGACCUCUGCUUACCGGACCAAAAUCCUUCAGGAUCGGGACUUCACCUACAAUUUCACAAAUGAGGAGUGGUGGUUUGGGAAAUAUGAAUUGAAUGCAGAUGAUGACAAUUUCCUGUCGCGCUGGAUGGUAUCGCACGGUUGGGAAACAUAUUUCCAAUACCAUCCAGAGGUGGAAAUCCAGACAACGCUUGAAAGCAACUCUAAGUAUCUCAAGCAAUGCGUUAGGUGGUCCCGGAGUAAUUGGCGGAGUAAUCUCACAACCCUGAUUCAGGAGCAAGUCGUUUGGUACCGCCAACCAUGGAGCACCUAUGCUGUCUAUCUGACCACCCUGUCGCCGCCAGCUUUGGUUGGAGAUUUGGCCCUUGUCGUAUUAUGCUACUAUGGCACAAAGGAUUGGGACGAGUGCUCUCGCAUGUUCACACUGAAGGCUUUGGCUCUAUGGAUGUUCGUCAGUAAAUUUAUCAAGCUCCUCGGUCACUAUAUUCGAAAUCCAGCCGAUUUUCUCCUUUUACCCGUGUCAAUUCUGUUUGGAUAUUUUCACGGCCUGAUAAAGCUCUACGCUGCUUUUACACUUAAUGUGACCACAUGGGGCACCCGCGAUGGUGCUGAUGCUAGUGAUUCAGAACGCAUGCGGGAAAAGCCCCGAAGAUGA
Paracoccidioides lutzii Pb01 is the source of this 1566-nucleotide messenger RNA. RefSeq lists its product as hypothetical. The transcript has 7 exons. The record is from RefSeq and is a predicted model, not a curated record. The coding region runs from base 1 to 1566 and encodes 521 amino acids.